This is a messenger RNA of Ylistrum balloti, 1366 nucleotides long. RefSeq names its product nuclear protein AMMECR1-like. The record is from RefSeq and is a predicted model, not a curated record. NCBI's taxonomy places the organism in Eukaryota, Metazoa, Mollusca, Bivalvia, Pectinida, Pectinidae. The transcript has 5 exons. Bases 1 to 696 code for a protein of 231 amino acids.
AUGGCGGCUAGCUGUUGUGGGGUGAAGAAACAAAAGCUCAACAAUUCGAUGCCAUCGAUUUGUUGUAAUGGCUCCUCGGUUCAUCCGAAUACCUUCAAAAAUGGCUAUAGUGUAGCCUGUCGCGACAUGUGUUACUUCUGUUUUGACGUUUUGCACAGUUAUUUGCAUAAUUACGAUCCGCCCAGAAACCCACUUUUCACCAACGAUGCAUAUCCAUUGUUUGUCACAUGGAAAAUAGGUAGUAAUCGUCGCCUCCGAGGAUGUAUAGGAACAUUCUCCGCCACCAAUCUUCACAGUGGCCUCAGGGAAUACGCUGUCACUAGUGCUAUGAAGGACAGUCGUUUUAGUCCUAUAACUAAGGACGAGUUUAGCAAACUACAUGUAUCUGUGUCCAUACUCACUAAUUUUGAGGAUGCCAAAGACUUUGAAGACUGGGAGGUUGGAACACAUGGCAUUAGGAUUGAGUUUUUAAAUGAGAAAGGUCACAAGAAAACAGCCACAUAUUUACCAGAAGUUGCCAUAGAGCAAGGAUGGAACAUUGAACAAACUAUAGACUCUCUUCUCCGUAAAGGAGGAUUCCGCGGACCUAUAACAAAUGAUGUUCGUAGGAAUUUACGAUUGACUCGAUAUAGGAGUGAAAAAAUAAUGGUAGCUUACGGGGACUAUGUAGGCUCCAAACAGAAUGGCCAUGCAUGAUGAUAGCAAUGUACAGCAAUGUACCCUGGCAGCAGUAGGGAGCACAACAUUGGCGAAAAACUCCUCAUUCUUCACCAUGGAAUAGAUGUCGGAACACCUGAAAAAUCUAGUACAACUGUAUUCAAAUUAUUUGUGGAGAAUAUGUAGAUAUAUGUUGUAUCACUUCAAUAUGUCUGAUGUUUUAGGAGCUGUUGGCCUAAUCCAUGGGAGGAUGACAAAAUCUUACAGCGCAUAUAAAAUUUCAUCAGCGAAGUCCUUUUUUAAAUAAGACAGCCUUAGAGAUAAAAUUACAAAUCCAGCAAAACAGCUCCUUCAAAAGACCUGACUUUUAUUUCAUUAUAACAUUGACAGUUUUCUAAUAACUUUUAUGAAUGUGUGGUUUAACCUCUGAAAAAAUGCCUAGAUUUCUAGAAAUCAAAAUAUUUCCAUUGAUGUGCUGAAUUUUCUAGGGCUGGUUGACAACCUUAAUUUUCUAUCUAAGGCUGAUUGAUUCCCUUAAUUUUUCUAUCUUGGGUUGGUUGGCUCCUGAAUUUUCCUUCUAGGGUUGGUGUGCUCCUACAAACAUAUUGCUUAUUGAGGUCAGUCAUGAUAAAAUCUCUAAAUACUCAGGUUUUGGCCAAGUCAGGAGUAUUUUGAGUUGUUUAUUGUCUUCAGAAUCAACACAACAUAU